This is a messenger RNA of Amoebophrya sp. A120, 1649 nucleotides long. The record is from the annotation of a GenBank genome assembly. NCBI's taxonomy places the organism in Eukaryota, Dinophyceae, Syndiniales, Amoebophryaceae.
AUGCCGGAAGUUUCCGCGGACGAUUUGCCCAAGCUGGCGCCGUAUCAAAUGUAGAAAUGUCUGGGUCUGGAAGAAUGCAACUUGUCAUGCUAAAUCUGAAGCAUGCAAAAAUCUGUGUUGCAUGACUGUAGGGUGAACUAUGUAUGUAGCGCUUAGGGCCCUUCCGUACGGCCAAUUUGUAUGUCCCGCAACGGGGUUCGCCAAUGUCGGUCAUUUGUAUGCGAGGCGAUGGGUUACCCGGUCGGCAGAGCCGAUCCACACGAACGAACGAUGACUACCAAAAGUCGUCCAGUUUUGACCAAGUCGGGAGGGAGUUUCUCAUGCAGGAUAGGCAUGAGAAAGAUCGCACAGAAUCUGUCAUUCUAGGUCCUGCAUUCCAGACCUCAUGGGUCAUGGAAAAGCUGCAUGACAGAUCGCGCAUUCUUCCAGACCCAGACAUUUUUACAUUUGAUACGCCGUUGCCGAUCCAGUUUUCUGGCUCCGUGCCAAUGUACGGAUCGGGGAGUGGCUUCGGGUCCGUGGGCUCGGCGGUCGGAUCCGUGCCUGGUGCGUUCUUGCAAGGACAACAGCAGCAGGUGCAGCAACGGGGCGGGCAAAUGAAAAUGGGAACGAGCAAUGGAAAUGUUUCGCCGAUGAUGCUGCAGCAGAGCCAGCAGUACAACAUGAUGAACAUGAACCCAGCGUUGGUACAGCAGCUCUACGCACAACAGCAAAGAAGCGCGGCCCAGCAAAUGCAAACGCAGGUGAGUAUGGAUGUUUGACAUAUUUUUCACUUCACCUUAGAGCUUGAAGUUGAACGCAUCGUGGUCUACUUCGUUGAAGAAGCUGCACCUCGCAUGGUCAUAGUCGAGCUGCACUUCCACUUUCUCCUGUCAGAGGCUGCUCUGAUAUAGUUGUUCUUUGAAACUCUGUGUUACAACUAACUUUUUAUUUCAUCGAUCAGUUCCUGAAGCAGCCGCUGAACCUGAUGAGCUUCCAAUCCGGUGUCUCUCCGGUUAUCACACAGCAGCAAUUGAUGCAGCAGGACGCGCUGCUGCAGCAGGAACGGCAGCGGAUCAUGAACGCGCAGGAGCAACUCUACAACGCCUACAACUACGGGAACAGUGUGGCCGCGGGAAACCAACAGCAGCAACUGCAGCCGAUGGUGUCGAACCAGCAACCUUUUCUGAGCAGUGCGAGGAGCGCGGGUGGUAGUGCCAGUGGUGGUCCGACGUCUGGAGCAAUGUUGUUGCAGCGGGGAAUGACCAACAACGCACAGCAGUCCGCGAACAAGAACGUGGCCUCUUCGCCGUUGUCAUUCUUGCAGCAGCGAUCCCAAGAGCGGUUCUGCUACUGCCCCUGCAUGUUUGGGGCGUGAUGGAGGAGAACUAGGAGAAGAAAAUUUGGCUAAACUUCUCCCAUGGACCGAAGAAGCUAUGUGAUGCCUGAAGAUCAAGAUUGUCUUUUUGAUACUUUUUUCCAAGAUUACGAUUCUGAAACAACCAUUUGAGCAGUGAUUGGUGCCUCCACGGUGUGCCUCAACUACAGCGACCACUUGUUGUCGACUGUGAGGCAGUGCUUGUCUAAAGCGACGAGGUCGAGAACGUUCGGAGAACAUCACUACGUCAAAUAUUCUCGUUGUUCGAGGUCGAGGAAACACUUCGUCGCCG